AUGAGCUUCCUCUCUCUUCAAGAUGCUUCCUCUCUUCUUCAAAGUACUUCCUCUCUUGAUCAAGGUGCUUCCUCUCUUCAUCAUGCAGCUUCCCUCUUCUUCAAGAUGCUUCCUCUCUUCAUCAAGAUGCUUCCUCUCUUCAUCAAGAUGCUUCCUCUCUUCUCAAGAUGCUUCCUCUCUUCAACAAAGUACUUCCUCUCUUCAUCAAGUGCUUCCUCUCUUCAUCAGAGCUUCCUCUCUUCUUCAAGAUGCUUCCUCUCUUCAACAAAGUGCUUCCUCUCUUCUUCAAGUACUUCCUCUCUUGAUCAAGAUGCUUCCUCUCUUCUUCAAGAUGCUUCCUCUCUUCUUCAAAGUGCUUCCUCUCUUGAUCAAGGUGCUUCCUCUCUUCAUCAUGAGCUUCCUCUCUUCUUCAAGAUGCUUCCUCUCUUCUUCAAAGUACUUCCUCUCUUGAUCAAGGUGCUUCCUCUCUUCAUCAUGCAGCUUCCUCUUCUUCAAGAUGCUUCCUCUCUUCAUCAAGUGCUUCCUCUCUUCUCAAGAUGCUUCCUCUCUUCACAAAGUACUUCCUCUCUUGAUCAAGUGCUUCCUCUCUUCAUCAAUGAGCUUCCUCUCUCUUCAAGAUGCUUCCUCUCUUCACAAAGUGCUUCCUCUCUUCUUCAAAGUACUUCCUCUCUUGAUCAAGAUGCUUCCUCUCUUCUUCAAGAUGCUUCCUCUCUUCUUCAAAGUGCUUCCUCUCUUAUCAAGUGCUUCCUCUCUUCAUCAGCAGCUUCCUCUCUUCUUCAAGAUGCUUCCUCUCUUCUUCAAAGUACUUCCUCUCUUGAUCAAGGUGCUUCCUCUCUUCAUCAUGAGCUUCCUCUCUCUUCAAGAUGCUUCCUCUCUUCAACAAGUGCUUCCUCUCUUCUUCAAAGUACUUCCUCUCUUGAUCAAGGUGCUUCCUCUCUUCUUCAAGAUGCUUCCUCUCUUCAACAAAGUACUUCCUCUCUUCAACAAAGUGCUUCCUCUCUUCUCAAGAUGCUUCCUCUCUUCAACAAAGUACUUCCUCUCUUGAUCAAGUGCUUCCUCUCUUCAACAAAGUGCUUCCUCUCUUCACAAAGUGCUUCCUCUCUUCAACAAAGUACUUCCUCUCUUCUUCAAAGUGCUUCCUCUUCUUCAAAGUGCUUCCUCUCUUCAUCAUGCUUCCUCACUACAUCAUGCAGCUUCCUCUCUUCACAAAGUGCUUCCUCUCUUCUUCAAAGUACUUCCUCUCUUGAUCAAGUGCUUCCUCUCUUCAUCAUGCAGCUUCCUCUUCUUCAAGAUGCUUCCUCUCUUGAUCAAGAUGCUUCCUCUCUUCAUCAAGUGCUUCCUCUCUUCUCAAGAUGCUUCCUCUCUUCAACAAAGUACUUCCUCUCUUGA
This is a messenger RNA of Trichomonas vaginalis G3, 1389 nucleotides long. Its product is annotated as SLEI family protein family. NCBI's taxonomy places the organism in Eukaryota, Parabasalia, Trichomonadida, Trichomonadidae. The record is from RefSeq and is a predicted model, not a curated record. The coding region runs from base 1 to 1389 and encodes 462 amino acids. The transcript has a single exon.